Molecule: messenger RNA, 1500 nt
Organism: Sander lucioperca (pikeperch)
Lineage: Eukaryota; Metazoa; Chordata; Actinopteri; Perciformes; Percidae
Gene: rragcb
Product: Ras-related GTP binding Cb
Exons: 7
Coding region: 72-1208 (378 amino acids)
Biological process (GO): cellular response to amino acid stimulus; positive regulation of TOR signaling; regulation of autophagy
Cellular component (GO): Gtr1-Gtr2 GTPase complex; lysosome; nucleus
Molecular function (GO): GTPase activity; GTP binding
Source: RefSeq, a predicted model, not a curated record
CCCUGUACGGAUUAUUUAGCCAGUUAAAUAAAUAGAGAGCGAGAGAGAGAGCCAGGAUAGUUAAGUACAGGAUGUCUAUGUAUGAGGAACCCUCGUUAACGGGAAGUUACGAUGUUGUGGGGUCGUUUCCCAAAAGUUUUGGCUACGGGGUGGAAGAGCCAGACAUGGAUGAGGAGACCCCCACAUCUGCGGACAAACCGAGGAUACUGCUGAUGGGACUGAGGCGGAGUGGCAAGUCAUCUAUUCAGAAGGUUGUAUUCCACAAGAUGUCACCCAAUGAGACGCUGUUUCUCGAGAGCACCAACAAAAUCUACAAGGACGACAUCUCCAGCACCUCCUUUGUCAACUUCCAGAUCUGGGACUUUCCUGGCCAGGUGGACUUCUUCGACCCAACGUUUGACAGCGAGAUGAUCUUCAAGGGAACAGGCGCGUUAAUCUUUGUCAUCGAUGCUCAGGAUGACUACGUCGAGGCUCUCGGGCGGUUACAUCUCACCGUAUCCAAGGCCUACAAAGUGAAUCCAGACAUCAACUUUGAGGUGUUCAUCCAUAAAGUAGACGGUCUGUCAGACGACCACAAAAUAGAAACGCAAAGGGACAUUCAUCAGAGGGCCAACGAUGAUCUGGCAGAUGCCAGCCUGGAGAAGCUUCACCUCAGCUUCUACCUAACCAGUAUCUACGACCACUCCAUAUUUGAGGCCUUCAGUAAAGUCGUCCAGAAGCUCAUUCCUCAGUUACCAACGUUGGAGAAUCUAUUGAACAUUUUCAUAUCUCAUUCUGGGAUCGAGAAAGCCUUCCUGUUUGAUGUUGUUAGCAAGAUUUACAUCGCCACAGACAGCUCUCCCGUGGACAUGCAGUCCUAUGAACUCUGCUGUGAUAUGAUCGAUGUUGUCAUUGAUGUCUCCUGCAUUUACGGGCUAAUGGAGGAUGGCAGUGGCUCUGCCUAUGACAAGGAGUCUUUGGCUAUCAUCAAGCUCAACAACACUACAGUGCUUUAUUUGAAAGAGGUCACAAAGUUCCUCGCUCUCGUCUGCAUCCUCAGAGAAGAGAGCUUUGAGAGGAAAGGUUUGAUAGAGUACAACUUUCAUUGUUUUCGAAAAGCCAUCCACGAAGUGUUUGAAGUUGGCACCUCGCCUCAAGACGUCAGCUCGUCCAGCAGAAACAACCUCACAGGCUUAAAGUACGCCGCCCUGAACGGAACUGCUGUUUAAAGCACAGAGGAUGUGUGUAAUUCUUUGCUUUACCUGAAAUUCAGCAAGACCGCACAAUGUGGGGGAAUGAUACGAAAGCACGCGUCUCCUGUCAAACACACGUUGCCUUACUGUAUGAAUGUGAAGUUAGAGAAGCUGAGCUGCAGCUGAUGAACUGAACUAAACUACAGUGGGUCCUUCUUUCUGCACAUUGUCAGCUAUGUUUACCUUCUUGGCCAGUUACUUCUGUGUGUUCUGCAACAUAAAAAUACUCCUGAAAGAGACUUCUGAUCCAGUUUAAGCACUUGUCGUC